AAUUUAUCUAGAUUUUUAAUUGCACCUAAUUAUACUUAAAAAUUACAAUUUUUUUUUGCAGAUUACUAUACAUUGAUAUGACUGAUGCAAAUGGCCAAUUUUUAGUUGAAGAUGAUGAAUUAUUAGCUUCUGUAUUAGUAGAAAGUUUAAGACAUUAUAAUGAAGUGGAAGUACCGUUACGGUCUAUUGCUGUUCAAGAAGUACCAUUUAUACCACCUACACAGUCUAUUGUCGAGGAUGAAGUACCACAACAGUCUAUUGGCACAAAUUCUGUAAAUAAAUUAAGUAGGGUUGCACCACCAUUAGUAAUAGACUUGUGUCAAUCACCUAAGAAGACUGCAGUUGUACAAAGUAGAUUAUCACAUUUUUUUACAAAACCUAAAAGUGAUAAAAUAUGUGAUGAGAAAACUAAUAGUGUACCUGAAAAUCAAACUAACACAUUAUGUAUAGAAACAAAUUCAUUACCAAUACAGAAUGACGUCAGCAUUAUUAGUUCACAAGCGAUUUUUUAUAAAGAACCGGAUGCGAAUGGUUUUCAUUUAUCAUCUGGUUCACAUUAUGUAUACCCCUCAAAUUUUCCAGUCAGAGAAUAUCAAAUGGCAAUCAUCAAAACAGCUUUAUUUCAUAAUACUCUAGUCAGCUUACCUACAGGCAUGGGGAAAACAUUCAUAGCUGCUGUGGUCAUGUACAACUUUUAUCGAUGGUAUCCUAUGGGUAAAGUAAUAUUUAUGGCGCCGACAAGACCAUUGGUUGCCCAACAAAUUGAAGCAUGUCACUCGAUUAUGGGUAUUCCUAGGGAUAUGACAUUUGAAAUGACUGGCAAUAUCCCACCAGAACAAAGAUAUUUAGCAUGGAAUAAAUAUAGAGUCUUUUUUCUUACGCCCCAAGUUCUGGCUAAUGAUUUGAGCCUUAACAAAUGUCCAUCAGAUACAUUCAGAUGUAUUAUUGUUGACGAAGCACAUCGAGCUACUAAAGACUAUGCUUAUGUUCAGGUCUUAAAGCAUUUAGCCGAAGAAAACCGAGUUAUUAGAAUUGUUGGGUUAUCAGCUACUCCUGGAACUAAUAUAGAUGCGGUCACUGAGGUGAUUCAAAAUUUAAGUAUAUCAAAGUUAGAAUUCAGAACUGAUGAAUCCCCUGAUGUAGCAAAGUAUACAAAUAAAAAGGAUGUUGAAUGCAUACCAGUAAAACUUACAAAUAGUAUUUUGGAGAUACGCACUCAGUUUUUAAAGAUAUAUGACAAAUACUUAAGACGUUUAAAGCAAUAUCAUGCACUCAAUGGAAAUGUUGCUAAUCUAACAAAAUUUCAAAUACUCAGUGCCAAACAAAAAUUUGUAACUAGUAAUAUUGCCCGUGAAAUGCCAAAAUCUCUUGUUGGAUGUUUAAUUAAUGAUUUUACUAUUUGCAUGUCAUUGGCAUAUGCUUUAGAGUUGUUAACUAUUUAUGGUGUCAAAGUAUUUUAUUUACAAUCGUUAGAAAUCAAAGAAAAUCAUAAAUGUUUAUCAAAUGAUGCCGAUUUUCAAAAUCUUUUGCAUAGUAUUAACAAUGAACUGAAUUCUCAGGACUUAGUUUGGAGUCAUCCCAAACUAUUCGAGUUGAAAAAAAUUGUUCAAAAUUAUUUUGGCAACACCAAUGUAGAAGCGAGUAGUAAGAUAAUAAUAUUCUGCCAGUAUCGGUUGGUUGUUGUAGAAGUAUUUGAACUUUUAAAAACUUUUGGUUCAUCUGUAAAACCAGUCAUGUUUGUUGGGCAAUCUCUUAAGGAAAAAGGUGGUCUGCCACAAAAAAAACAAUUGGAGGUGAUGAGCCGAUUUAAAAGUGGAGAUUUUAAUGUCUUAAUUGCUACAAGUGUAGCUGAAGAAGGCUUAGAUAUUGGUGAAGUUGACCUGAUCAUUUGUUUGGAAGCUAAUAAAUCUCCAAUUAAAUUUGUCCAAAGACUCGGCCGAACUGGACGUAAAAGAUCAGGCAAAUGUAUUACUUUACUGACUGAAGGAAAAGAACAAAUUAAAUACAAUUCUAGUGUUUCUUCUAGCAAAACACUUGUAAUGAAAAUGUUGAAAAGCAAAGUAUUACUUUCAAAGUUGGCUCCUAAUGGACCGAGAUUGGUGCCAAAACAUAUCCAUCCAAAAUGUUUAAUGAUUCAUGUAAAAAAACCAGAAGAGUUGUUCCCAGAAAAGAAAAAACUUAAAGGCAAGAAAAAAGGAGUUGAAAAUAUUACGCGAUAUGUAGAACCGAAUGAUGGUCAAAAUGAAGUAGAUGAAGUUGGAGAAGACGGACUCGAUGUUUUUCAAAAUAAUAUAGAUAAACCAAAAAGAAGAUCUAAAAAACGAAAAACUGUAGAAUUGGAUACAAAUGAUAAUGAUUGUAGGGAAGUCGUCGGGUUGUCCAAUGCCAAAAAUACAAACGUAGAUUGCGAACACAAUUUGAAUGAUAAUGAUAAUUUUAACACACCCGACAUCAACGCACACGGUGAAAUGGACAGGACUUUAGACUGUUUCGUUGAAGAGGAAAAACUGUUUAACGAAUGGCUGCAGUCGUGUGUUCAGACCAAAGCCAUAGUGAUGAAUAGUCCGUUUUUGGAACUGUUAAAUUUGUUUACUGAUCAUGAUCAAUGUGAUAAUGAACUUUUUAACAGUGAACCAACGAAUAACAUGUUUAUGGAGCAGACCAAUGUUGGUCAAAUGUUAAAAGGUUUGCCAGUCAGUGAAGAGCGCAUGAUCCGCGUAAACGAUCAGCCAAAGAGAAACGCCGAUCGUUCUUUCCGAUUGAGCGAUAAUGUACGACCAGGUUGUUCACAGGUAGCCAGUACAUCUGCAGUUCGCGAUAUAAAUGGCUACACGAAGAAUGCAGACCUUGAAGACAUAUCUAAAGAGCACAUUAAUCAGACUAUUAAUAUGCAGCCGAUCGGUAUGCGAUCUUCCGCAAUUUAUAGCAGUAACCACAAGACAACAACCGACGAAAAUAGCCAUUUGGGUAAACUAGAUUUCAACAAUCUGUUUCAAAGUCAACAGGCUAACAGGUACACUGAUAAUUUCACGGAAAGGAAUACGGAUCUCCUUGCAAAGCCGCUGACUAUAGAAGACGACGAUAGUAAUCGUUCGACCGAACUUUUACACUACGAAGAUGAUGAUAGUAAUCGUUCGACCGAACUUUUAAAUUACGUAGACGACGAUAAUUCUUCAGCUACAAGAACCGUCGUACGAGACGUCGACGAAGAUGAGGAUGACGAAGUCAUGGGAAAUCUUGAUUUCGAAGAAUUAUUCAAGAGCCAAAGGGCUGACAAGUUCAUCGAAAAAUAUAGCGAAGAAAUUACCACUGAAAAACCAAAAGUCAAUAAUUUGGCGGUCACAUGUAGUAAAAAAACCGAGAUGAGCCAUAAAGGAAAAAUAGACUACAGUGUAUUGUUUAAAAGUCAAAGAUCGAACGGGUACAUCGAAGACUUCAUGGUUAGGGACACAGAAUCUUGUAUUGGUCCGUCAAAUGCAGACAAUAAAGUUGUACGUCACUUUAACGACGAAGUCAAUGAUGAUCAUUCAAUUGCGGACAUCGAAAAAAAAGCCAUUGUACGUGACAAUGACCAAGAUGAAGACGACGAAAUUUUGGGGAAUAUUGAUUUUGAAAAACUGUACAAGAGUCGAAAAUCCGACAUCUGUAUAGGAAAAGAAAUCGCUGCUGGAAGACAAAACGUCGAUGGAUCGAUCGCCAACGAUGGCCGGAAAAGUCCCAUCGUGUGUGGCAGUGGACAGAAGGCCGGGACAUCUGGUUGCCAGUCAAUUGGAAAAAUUGACUACAGUGUUUUAUUCAAGAGCCAAAGAUCCAACGGGUACAUCGAAGACUUUAUGAUAAGGAACACGGGAGUUCGAGUCCCGAGUGCUGUCGAUCCUGAUGUACUCCACAACGACGAUAAGGAUGAAGACGAUGAAGUGAUGGGAAACCUUGAUUUUGAACAACUUUUUAAGAGUCAGAAGCUCGCCAUGGGUAUGGAAACGGGUGGAAGCGAUAGAAUAUCCGCUAAACAACCGAACGUCGGCCGAUCGAUGGAAAACGGUAGUCGGAAGAGUCCCAUUGCGUGUGGUGGCGGGCAAAAGGCGAAAACAGUCGGACGUUCUGGUAAAGUUGAUUACAGCGCUCUGUUCAAGAGCCAACGGUCCGAUGGGUACAUUGAAGACUACGCUGAAAAGAUUGUAGUAAAAACGGCAAAUGAAAAGGUCGGCGUAGCAGACCGUUUGCUGGGUUCGGAUGUCCCGCAGGUCCUUGACCUCGACGAAAACGAUAACGACGACGACGACGUUAUUUCUAUAAAAAGUUCUCCAGAAUUUUUCAGUUGCAAACCGCCAAAGAAGGUCGUUCAGAUGAAACUGACGGGCCAUGUUCGCGCCAAUCGCUCCUGCGAAAUUAUCGACUUGUUGUCGCCACCUCCACCGAGGUCGUCAACACCACCACUGAGGUCGUCGCCACCACCACCUAGGUCGUCUCCACCGCCCCCGAGAUCGUCGGGUACCGCAAACAUGCCCUCCGCCUGUCGACCGAUUUCAGAAGACAGAUUGCAGACUAACGGUGUCGCAACGACACGUGUCGGCGGCAAUGAUUUGCUGCAGUUGCUUGACGAUGACGAUGACAUGGAUUUUAUGUUCAUUGAUUACAACAGCGAAGGUAACGCUGCCGCAGACGUCUUUACGCAAAAACACCCGGAUGGAGACGUUUUCGCACAGAAACAGCGGGACGGCUAUGGUGACACGAAAUUUGUUGCACAAAAACUAACGGAUGACGGUGGGACGAAGACGGAGACCCGAUUACCGUUACCGCCCGUUGCUCCGGUAGCUAAACCGACGAUUAAGGACGACGUGACAAAACGUGUCGGUCAUUCUACACAAUCGUACGACAACGGCAUGAUGCCGUUCAACAUCAUGAAAGCUGCUCGUCUUGUCGAUCGGCUCAAGCCCGGCUUGAGCAUGAAGAGGAGUACAACGACGGCGGCAUCAAAACGACCGGUCGACAACGGUUCGACGUCGAUGGCUUCUAAACGACAGGUGGACAACGGGUCGACAGCGACGGCGUCUAAACUACAUGUGGACAAUGGGUCGACGGCGACGACGUCUAAACGACAGGUGGACAACGGCUCGACGACGCCUACGUUCAGACGGAAGUUCGACAACGGUUCAAUGGCGGCGUUGGCGUUCAAAAGAAAAAUCCAAAGUCCAGCUAACGACAUGUCACCCAUACAUCCCCCGAACGGGCCACGGCGACGUCCUCAGUUCUCGCAGUCUACUCCUAAAGUUUCCACGCAUCCCAAACAACGACGACGAGAAAUCGACACCGCUGCUGCGACUACGGUCACUGCCGCCAGCGAAACGGUCAACUCUAUGUUGACGUCCAGCAGUGAUUCCGACGCUUUCGUCGGCCACGGACGCGACAAAAAGACGACCAGCCCGCCCCGCCGAGUUAAAAAAAAACGACGAGCGAAACCGAAAAAGAAACUCUUGUUCAUCGACGACGAAGCUGAUGUCAGUAAUUGCUUCGGUGAAGGAAACAUCCUCAGCACGACUAGCUCUGAAAACGACGACGACGACGACGAUGAGCAAAAUGAUUUUGAUUCCAGUUUCAUCGAUGAUGACUACGAAAAGUCAGAUCCGUCUAAGAGCAUGACCAAACAAUAUUUACAAUCGGUCAAGGAUCAGGCUAAUGCUCGUGGAGUGUUCAAGAUACCUCAGCUGACUGGACAUCAUUACAACAUCGACGUUUACUCUCAGAUGGAUGAUCGGAAUAUGGAUAAUGACUACGAAGAGGAUUCGUUUUGCGUGGAAGACGCUUCUGACUUAAACAACACUUCGUCGACGACCAACACGAGCGCGCAUCGGACGUCGGACGAACGGCCGUCCAAGCCGCCGCCCUCAAGGAAGCGGAAACGCAUAAUGUCGCCGCAGAGUACGGACAGCAGCGACAGUUCCGACGACCUGCUGUUCCCUCGGAAGCGCGGCAAAGUGAAGACUUCGUUGGACUUCAGUUGAUGAUCGCAGUCGGACUACUAAUUUUGUACACAACCACCGUCCACCGUUUUGAUUCGCCAUUUUUUUUUUAUCUAUUAUUUUUAUUUUUGUGCAACUUUAUUACAUCGUAGCGUUUUUUGUCCUAUCGUUCAUUGUGCGCCUUACUGAUACGAUAUACUUGUCCGUGAUCUCGCCUGAUAGUUUAUUUACGAGUCACGGUCGCGACUGACAGUAGCGUAUCGCUAUCGGUUGUUCAUUUUAUUUAUUAAUUUUUUUCAUUAGCCUAUAUUAUACUUAUAUACACUGCCAUUAUAUACCUUCAUACAUGUUUAUAAUAUGAUUUUUUUUGUUUAUAUAUUAUACGUAUUUAAUUGUUAAAUAUUUAUUUGUGAUAACCAACAGAAUAUUGGAAAACGGUUACUCAAACGUUACGUUUUGAUCAUCAAAGUUUUAAUGUGAUAAUAAAAAUGAACUUAAAAAGUGACAA
Aphis gossypii (cotton aphid) is the source of this 6468-nucleotide messenger RNA. RefSeq lists its product as uncharacterized. The transcript is spliced from 18 exons. Gene Ontology annotation, molecular function: four-way junction DNA binding; 3'-5' DNA helicase activity; hydrolase activity. The coding region runs from base 78 to 6002 and encodes 1974 amino acids. The record is from RefSeq and is a predicted model, not a curated record. NCBI's taxonomy places the organism in Eukaryota, Metazoa, Arthropoda, Insecta, Hemiptera, Aphididae. Gene Ontology annotation, biological process: interstrand cross-link repair; replication fork reversal; double-strand break repair via synthesis-dependent strand annealing.